This is a messenger RNA of Cryptococcus amylolentus CBS 6039, 1221 nucleotides long. RefSeq lists its product as hypothetical. Gene Ontology annotation, molecular function: metallodipeptidase activity. Gene Ontology annotation, biological process: proteolysis. NCBI's taxonomy places the organism in Eukaryota, Fungi, Basidiomycota, Tremellomycetes, Tremellales, Cryptococcaceae. The transcript has 8 exons. The record is from RefSeq and is a predicted model, not a curated record. The coding region runs from base 39 to 1214 and encodes 391 amino acids.
ACAAACAACAAAGAGUGCUCACCUUUAAUCUGCAUACCAUGACCACCCAGAAAAGCACCCAGCUUCACCGCGAGAGGGCCCUCGGCCUCCUCACCCAGCAUCCCCUCAUCGACUCGCACGUCGAUCUGCCCUAUGUCAUGAGAGCCUUGGAUAGAGAACCCGUGCGCACCGUCAAGCUCGUCAGAGAGACGUUUCCCGGCCAUGUAGAUGUCCCCAGGAUGCGACAAGGCAAACUGGGUGGGCUUUUCAUGAGCUGCUGGCUCCCGGUUCGCCCCGGGGACGACUUUUUGAACCCUUCCAACGAUGUCAGGGAUGCCCUCGAGCUCAUUGACCUCGUGCAGCUUCUGAUGAAGGAAUCGGACUUUCAAUACGCUCGUAGCUCGCAAGAUAUUCGCGAUGCGUUCAGAGCGGGCAAAAUCGCGACCAUGAUCGGAGUCGAGGGAGGCCAUAUGCUAGGCAACUCGCUGUCGGUUCUGAGAAUAUGGGCCCAACUGGGUGUACGCUACAUGACCCUUACGCACACGUACCACAACGCUUUCGCGUCUUCUGCGGGAUCGGGUCAGCCACUUGAGCCUGUCCAUCCUGGCAACGGUCUGUCUGAUCUCGGCGGUGAACUGAUCAAGGAGAUGAAUCGACUAGGGAUCAUGGUCGACAUUUCCCACGUCUCGGACGAGACUAUGCGUCAAGCCAUCGGAUUGUCCAAAGCCCCGGUCAUCUUUUCUCAUUCCAACGCCCGCGCUGUGUGCGACCACCCUCGAAAUGUACCGGAUGAUGUGUUGGACAUGGUCGGAAGCGGGCCCGGAAAGAACAGUGGCGUUGUGCAGUGUGUCUUUUACCCCGAAUUCACCGACCCCGUCGACCCUUGUCUGGUCAAGGUCGCAGACCAUAUCGAGUAUCUGGCCAAAAAAUGCGGCAAAGCCCACGUCGGGAUCGCCUCCGACUUUGACGGCAUGGAACACGCAGUCAGAGGACUUGAAGACGCUAGCAAAUACCCCGACCUCAUCGCCGAACUCUACGCCCGGGGAUGGACGGAUGAAGAGCUGAUUGGGCUUAUUGGAGGCAACCUCAUGCGCGUGAUGGAUGAAGUAGACGCGGUCCAGAAGAGCAUGGAGGGGCAAGAAGCCUCGGCGGCCAUAUAUGAACGAAGGACCGACCUGCCGUCCAACUAUCCCGAGUAUCUACCUGACGCUGUGCGAGAGUAUCUCAAUAUCUAGAGGGAUG